CUCUACGCGACGGUGGCCGCCGGUCGGUGAACGCUCACGCUCGGCUCGCAGUCCUCCCUCCGCUCCGACGCACAGCUGUAACGUCCGCGAUGCGUUCCCUCGUUUACAUCGCUGCCGCGCUGUCGCUUUCUAACUAUGUCUACUCGGCACGUAUACUUGGGUUGUUCCCUCACACGGGCAAGAGUCACCAAAUGGUCUUUGAGCCUUUGCUAAAAACUCUCGCCGAGCGCGGCCACCAUGUAACCACGGUGUCUUUUUUCCCGCUGAAAAACCCUCCAGCUAAUUACACCGACGUCAGCCUCGAAGGUAUCGCUCAACUUGGAGUCGAAACGAUGGACUUACAAAUAUAUGAAAACCCGCCCAGUUUUUUAAGGUAUUUGGGUGUGGAUGUAGAGCGGAUGGUGAAACAAGCAAUGGAGUUUGCGCCGCUAGCUGAUAUGGCUUUAAAUGUUUGCCGGAAACUGGUGGACUGGCCGGCGUUAACGAGUGCCUUAAAAAAGGAUUACGACUUAGUGUUAGUUGAGAACUUUAACAGUGAUUGUAUGCUAGGUCUAGCCCACGUUUACGGUAUAAAAGCCCCUAUUGUAGCACUUUUAUCAAGUGGAGUGAUGCCGUGGUCGCCAGGACGGAUUGGCCUGGCUGAUAACCCGUCGUAUGUCCCUGUUGUCAGCACUGCAUUUCUCGAUAGAAUGACUUUCAUUGAACGUCUGGAGAAUACAUUGUUACAAUUUUACUUUAAGUGGUGGUAUAGAUAUGAAAUCCAGGUGAAAGAACAGGAGAUUAUUGAAAAGCAUUUCGGCAGGAAGAUAACGGAUUUGUCGGAUUUGGGGAAGAAUAUAUCUUUGAUGUUGUUGAAUACUUUUCACGGUUUGAACGGAGCAAGGCCACUCUUACCCGGGGUGGUGGAAGUCGGCGGUAUGCAUUUGGAUCACAAUAAGAAAACAAUACCACCGUAUAUCGAGAAAUUUCUGAACGAGUCUUCCGAAGGCGUGGUCCUGUUCAGCUUCGGCUCUCUGAUCAAGACCGCGUCAAUACCGAAGUACAAAGAGGAGAUCAUCAUCAACGCCCUGUCCAAGCUGAAGCAGCGGGUGGUGUGGAAGUACGAGGAAAGCGACGAGGAGGGCACCAUCACUGGGAACAUCAUGAGGGUCAAAUGGAUACCGCAGUCAGAGUUGCUGAGGCACAAGAAAGUGUUGGCGUUCAUAGCGCACGGAGGUCUGCUGGGCAUGACCGAGGCGAUAUUUGCUGGCAAGCCAAUGCUAGUAGUGCCGUUCUUUGGAGACCAACCACAGAACGCAGCGGUGGCCGAAGCAGCUGGACUGGCCAAGGUCUUGUCGUACGCGGAUUUGUCGGAGAAAUCAAUGCUUGAGGGGCUGCAAAGCGUGCUCAGCGCAGAAAUGCGUAUCAGCGCUCGUUGGGCUUCCGAAAUUUGGCAAGACAGACAAAACGAGCCGCUGGAUACAGCGGUCUACUGGACGGAGAGGGUGCUCCGCUGGGGGCAGCAGGCGCCCCUCCACUCGGGCGCCAGGCACCUCGCCUUCCACGAAUACGCGCUACUCGACGUCGCUGCCGCCUUGCUGGGGACCAUCGUGCUGUCUAUCCUUCUACUACAUUACACAAUCUUCACCCUUAUCCCUAAAACAAUAAGUGCUAGUUUCGGUAAAGAAAAAAAGAAGAUUCAUUGAUGUUUAACUGUGGUCCAGGGUCCGGGUGACGUAAUAGGUAAUUUUAGUGAUACCUACCUAUUUAGUCUAGUAACACAUUGUUACUUAGGUAAGUAUGUAAAAUGUGGGAUGAAUUAUAAAAUUUACCUAUAUUUGAGUUGUCUAUGUUCACGCGACACAGUCAAAUUCAUAGUCUGUAUUAUAUAAAACGCUUCAAUGAAUGUAGGCGAAAAUGAUAAUAGAUCUGCCGUCCCAAAUGUAUAAAAAAUCUUAAUCGUAUAAAAUUUAUUGCAUCAAUAGAUAGAUGAAUAUGCCAAUGUCUAUUUUACCACUAAAGGUACUAAAAUUUUAUAUUAAGAAUUAACAAAACUGUCCCAGUAAAUAAUAGUUACCUACUUAUAUUUAAUGUUAUUAGCAGAAUUGUGUAGUGUGUAGGUGGAUAAUCGUUAACUUGUGGUCUCGGUUAGAUAUUAACCAGUUCCUAAUAUUAUCUUAUACUGUAUAUUUGAAAUUUACGCGCAAGAAGGGUAGAUAAUAUUAAAAUAAGUGUAUUGUGUUGUGAUAAAAAUAUUUUUACAGAGAUUUGUCUUCGAUUAUAUAUGAAUACAUUAUUCGAACGUAGCAAAACUAGCAAAUUUAUACCUACUGUAGACAUAUUUUUUAGACUUGCUGGUUUGUUUGAACAUUAACUGUAGACGACUGUUGCCUUAUCAAUAUCUAGGAGACUUGGUUAUCUCAAUUAGAAAAGCGAUGAGUAAUUGCCGGUUAAUGUAAAAUAACUAAAAUAAUAUACUAAAAGGCUUUCAUUAGCUGAUGCAGCAUUCUGAUGUCGACACAGAGAAUUAAAUUAGUAUGUACCUAGGUGUUAAGAGCCCAUCAACGUGCACACUAGAAAUAAACAUGAUUAUUUAAAUUUAACGAAAGAUAUUUAAAAAAAGGGGGCCGCUACGUACUAUUUUAAAUUUAAAUUGGUACUCUUUGAAUACAUUAAACUAGUUUUUAUGUUGCUGGAUUCAUCGAUCUAUGAACUUUCAGUUUUCAAAACAAAAACGGCCGUUUUAACUUUGGACACAUAGAUUGACGAAUCCAGCAACAUAAAAACUAGUUGGAUGUAUUCAAAAGGUACUUAAAUACAAAAUACAAUCAUUACAGUAAUUACCUAUAUGCACAGAAUAAAUAAUAGUACUACCGUACAGAGAGGAAACUUCCUACAAAACCGAAGUUUGCCAGCGGUUCAGGGUCGAAUCAUGCUAUUCCUUUCUAAUAUAUGGCACUUUCCCUUUCGGUUAUUUAGAGUUGUCAAAAUUCAAGCCAUUAUCUUAUCUGUGGUCGUGCACGCAAAGGGACGUCAAGUUGUGUCAACCCUAAUAAUUGCUCGGAGCUAUGCUGAGCCGAGCGGAGCAGAGUUUGACCGAAGUCAGGAGUUUUGCACCCCUGAUAGCGGCCCCCUUUUUUAAAUACCUGUCGAUAAAUUUAAAUAAUCACGAUUAUUUAGCAGUGGCGCUAGUGUGCACGUUGAUGGGCUCUUAAUGAUAGUUUAAAUAUUCAACCAAGUCUCUUUCUUCUAGGACCUAGUCUCCCCAAUUUGCCUUACAUUAGGUAUGCUGUUGUUGCAUUUUCAUCAUAUUCUUACAGUCGGGUACUACCUAACCAAUCUAACCAUAGGUAUUAAACAAAGGGGUCUUCGGUCCCUAGUAAGUAGUUAUAAGCACAAUUUUCAAUCAUUUAAAAUUUCUAACAAUACAUAAGGUUUACUCGGGUAAUUCCGAAUGUCGAAAACCGUCGGAUAAUUCCGAAAAGAGACUUUUAUUAUGAUGGAAUUAAGGGUGAUUUUCAUCUGAAUUUCGGAAUUAUCCGACAUUCGGUAAUACCCGAAUACACCUUAUAAGCAAAUACCUGACCAGCAUUUCCAGUUGGUUCUGCUUCUAUAAAUAAAAAUAAACACUUAAUAGUUUACACCUUAGCCGAAUUAUUUAUAAUGAUGUUUUGUUUUUAGGUAGUAACAUUAUGCCAAAAAUAAAAAAGGGAUACCAUUUAU
Molecule: messenger RNA, 3702 nt
Organism: Cydia splendana
Lineage: Eukaryota; Metazoa; Arthropoda; Insecta; Lepidoptera; Tortricidae
Gene: UGT46A2
Product: UDP-glucosyltransferase 2-like
Exons: 4
Coding region: 90-1685 (531 amino acids)
Molecular function (GO): UDP-glycosyltransferase activity
Source: RefSeq, a predicted model, not a curated record